Messenger RNA from Mucor mucedo, 336 nucleotides. RefSeq names its product ATP synthase E chain-domain-containing protein. The coding region runs from base 1 to 336 and encodes 111 amino acids. Gene Ontology annotation, molecular function: proton transmembrane transporter activity. NCBI's taxonomy places the organism in Eukaryota, Fungi, Mucoromycota, Mucoromycetes, Mucorales, Mucoraceae. Gene Ontology annotation, biological process: proton motive force-driven ATP synthesis. The transcript has 3 exons. The record is from RefSeq and is a predicted model, not a curated record.
AUGCUGAGUUGUGUUGACGGGGCGGGACCAUUGAAAAUUCAAUUGGAGAGUGUAUCUCACAUAAUCAGACAUUAUGUUGGACGUUGGUCCGCUUUAGCCUUUGGUCUUUUCUAUGGUUAUACUCACAACAUCUCUUUGCAAAAGCAAGCUGAGCAAAAGAAGGUCGAAUCUGAAUACCACCGUAAGGAACUUUUGAUUGAACAAGCCAGACUUGCAUAUGCCAAGAAGCAAUCCGGUGUUGUUGACACUCCUGCAUCAACUGUUACAUUCGAUGUUGAAAGCCCUGAUUUUGAUUUGGAAAAGUUCGUUGCACAAUACGAGAAGGAAAACAACUAA